Molecule: messenger RNA, 2080 nt
Organism: Paramecium sonneborni
Lineage: Eukaryota; Ciliophora; Oligohymenophorea; Peniculida; Parameciidae
Source: the annotation of a GenBank genome assembly
UAGAUGUCUAACUAAAAUGACACACAUUCAAAUAUAGAAGAACAUAUUCUUUAAUUAUAUGAGAUUCAUGAUUUUAAAGGGAAAGGAGCAUAUGGGAUAGUGUGGAAAGCUACCGAUAAAUAAACAAAACAACAAGUAGCACUAAAAAAGGUUUGUAAUAAUGAUAUUUUGAUAAUAGGUGUUUGAUGCAUUUUAAAACUCUACAGAUGCUUAGAGAACAUUUAGGGAAGUGUGUUUUUUAUAAUAAUUAACGGAUCAUGAAAAUAUUGUUAAAUUAUUAAAAGUAAUACCAGCGGAGAACUAAAAGGAUUUAUAUAUGGUUUUUGAAUAUAUGGAGACUGAUUUACAUAAAGUGAUUAGAGCAGGAUUAUUAAAACCUUUACAUAUGCAAUAUAUAAUUUAUUAGUUGUUAAAAUGCUUGAAAUUUAUUCAUUCAGGAGAGUUGAUUCAUAGAGAUUUAAAACCUUCAAAUUUAUUGAUAGAUUCUGAUUGUAAAGUGAAAGUGGCAGAUUUUGGAUUAGCAAGAAGUGUAGCUUAAUCAGAAAAUUAUAAUGGUAAUUAUUAUUAUAAAUAUAAUAUAAGAAUUACCAAUAAUGACAGAAUAUGUAGCAACUAGAUGGUAUAGAGCACCUGAAAUUUUAUUAGGUUCUCAUUCUUAUGCAAAAUCAGUUGAUAUGUGGAGUGUUGGAUGUAUUCUAGGAGAAAUGAUUAUAGGAAAAGCAAUAUUUUCAGGAGCAUCUACAUUAAAUUAAAUUGAAAAGAUAAUUGAAUUAAUUGGAAGGCCAAAAUAAGAAGAUUUAGAGUAAAUGAAUGCAUAAUUAGCAUUAUAAAUUUUAGAUAGUAUAUAAAUCUAGAAAAGAAAGAGUUUUGCUGGAUUCUUUCCAAAUGCAACUCCUGAUUUUAUAGAUUUUAUUAGAAAAUGUCUUGAUUGGAAUCCAUUAAAAAGAAUGACAAUUGAAGAAGCUUUAAAACAUUCAAUAAUGAUUCAAUUCGUAAAUACUGAAGAAGAAAAAACUUUAAAAUCAAAUAUUAAAAUUCCUUUUAAUGAAAAUAAAAAAUUAACUAUCAAAGAUUAUAGAGAUAAAAUUACUCUGAAUACUGAGUAAAUUCUAUAAGAAAUUUAGUAAAAUAUUUUGGAAAAAAAUCAAAAUAAAUAACAUAUAUCAACUCCUUAAAGCUUUUCAACCUAUAUAUCACACUAUGAUAAUAAAAAUAAACAAAAUUUAUCUGCUCAUCAAUUCUCUCAACCUGUGGAAAAGCCUAAGAAAAUUGAUUCAUCUUAUAAAUAAGAUGGAACUAGUGAUAAUAAAAAUAAUGUAUAAUAUAUUCAAAAGAAAUCAGAUCAUUCUCCAUAACCAAAAUAAACUAUGCCAUCAAAUCCUUAAAAUUUUUCUAAUGGAUUAAUAAAACAAAAAUUCUCAUCAAAUUAAAAUCAAAAUUAAAUUAAUAAUUCGUGUCUAAAAAAAACUUAAGCCAAUAUUAUUAAUCGACCUUAUUUUGAAAUGAAUAAGAGUCCAGAUGUAAAAAAGAAAACAGAAAAUAGUAUAACUAAUGUUACAAAAUCUUAUUCUUUUCAUGGUGAACCUUAUGAUAAUAAAAUUAUUAAUUCAAGUUUUAUUAAUUAAAAUAAAAUAGAGAACAAAUCAAAUACAUUUAAUAAUUAGGCUAAACCAACUCAAGUAUAAUAAUCAUCUAAUUAUACAACUGCUUAAAGCUUUUCUUUAUAAAAAGAGUAACUUAAAUAAAAAGAAUAAAUUAUGAUUAAUUAAGCAUAAAGAAGUAAAUCUUUUGAAAAAUCACCUCUUGAUAACAAUAACAAUCCAAUCAGUCCUUAUCAAAGAUUAAAAACAGAAGUUUGCAAACCAAAAUUUAUUCCAUAAAGUAUUUUCAAUAUUUUUAUUAUUAAGACAAUCUGAAUAAUAACAUUAUUUAAGUAUAAAAGCUUUUAUAAAAGUGUUGUUAAGUAUAAAAUUAUUAAUCACACAAAAAGACAACUAGUUUUAUUGAACCAUCAAAAUUAUAGACUCAAUAAAUGAUAAAUUUUAACUAUUUUGAUGCAAGAAACACCAAAUUUAUGUGA